Molecule: messenger RNA, 1587 nt
Organism: Aphanomyces invadans
Lineage: Eukaryota; Oomycota; Saprolegniomycetes; Saprolegniales; Verrucalvaceae
Exons: 5
Coding region: 14-1498 (494 amino acids)
Biological process (GO): mRNA splicing, via spliceosome
Cellular component (GO): spliceosomal complex
Molecular function (GO): RNA binding; zinc ion binding
Source: RefSeq, a predicted model, not a curated record
CUCCACGCCAUCGAUGUCGUCGCACACAUUGGAGCAGAUCCGCGCUGCCCAUGAAGACAUUGAGACCUACGAGCGCGCGAUUGUCAGCAUCUUGAGCGAGAAGCCCCGAAACCAUCGAGCACGAGUGUUACACGGCCAUAAAGUGAGCAAUCUCCUGGACUGUGUCACAGUGCGCAGUGCAGACGCUCUGAAAUUGUACAAAGAUGAAGAAGGCACGCUGAAAGAAGAGAUCGACACAAUGCAUGGACGCACGAUCUUCACAUCGUUCUACGACCAACUGAAAGCUAUGCGCGAUUUUCAUCGCAAGUACACAAACAUUCAAGUAUCCCAUGAACCAGCGCUGGACCACGUCAUGAACCCAGAGAUUUCCUUUUCCGGGGAAGAGCGCUUUGGCAAGUAUUUGGACCUCCAUGCGUUCUACACUCAGUACUUGAAUCUUCCUCUCUUUCAAACCGUGAACAAAAAGGCAGCGGCUGACACAGCCAACGUCGUGCGCGGACGAACCCCCGAGUACAAGCAAGUGCACGCCGACUACAUCACGUACUUGAGUCGCGUGGGAGACUUUACCAAGAUCCCACAGCGGGCGAAGCUUGGUGACCAGCGCUAUGAGACGUAUUUGAAGGACCUGGUGGCGUAUUUAUUGUCGUUUUACCGACGCACGCAGCCGCUCGUGGAUGUGGACGACGUGAUGCAGGAGACCAAGGUGACGUUCGACAAGGACUGGGCGGCGCGACGAGUCCGCGGGUGGGAGAUCGAUCCGAACGAGGACGACUCGACCUUUUGUCGGGCGUGUCAAAAGCAAUUUGCUUCUGCCGCUGUGUUUGAGGGCCACUUGAAGGGCAAAAAGCAUUUAAAGGCUGCCGCUGCUGUCAACGAAAUGGACGGCGAGUCGUCGUCGGUCGACGCGCGUCGCGAACGUUUGGCAAACCUCGAAGUCCAGGUGAAAACCCUCAUGUCGCUGCUCACGGAAGUGGUUCACGCCACGAUUACGUUUCUCGAGCUCAAGCAAACCCGAACGCCGGAGGAGCUCCAGGCCGAAAUCUACGAAGACGAAGAAGGCGCGCUGUCCGAUGUCGACGUAGACAACGACCCGACGAACGCCGACGACGACGAGCAGCCGUUUUACAACCCUCUCAAUCUGCCCCUCGGAUGGGACGGCAAGCCGAUUCCGUAUUGGCUGUACAAGCUACAUGGCCUCGGCAUCGAGUUCAAGUGCGAGAUCUGCGGCAACCACAGCUACUGGGGGCGGCGCGACUUUGACCGGCACUUUCAACAGUGGCGCCACGCGUUUGGUAUGCGGUGCUUAGGCAUCCCGAACACCAAGCACUUUCACGACAUCACGCUCAUGGCGGACGCGAUUGCAUUGUACGAAAAGCUCAAGAGCCAGCUCGAGAUCGAGACGCUGAACAAGGCCAACGAAGAAGAGUUUGAAGACUCGGAGGGAAACGUGUUCAACCGCAAGACGUACGAAGAUCUGGCGCGGCAAGGCCUGUUGUAGCAUAUCGCGUGGGAUGGCUCUGAAAUACGUUUGGGUUGUGAUUAGUCGCUGUCGUCGUCGAGGUAGAUGACGUUCGACAUGGCCGCCGC